Molecule: messenger RNA, 1544 nt
Organism: Coniophora puteana RWD-64-598 SS2
Lineage: Eukaryota; Fungi; Basidiomycota; Agaricomycetes; Boletales; Coniophoraceae
Exons: 2
Coding region: 1-1344 (447 amino acids)
Source: RefSeq, a predicted model, not a curated record
AUGACUCAGGAUAGGGAACGGAAGAUCAUCUGGUUAGUAGGAAAGGCGGAUUCAGGAAAGACAGCCGUGCUGCACACGUUAGCGGAUGAACUCCGCCAGGAGGACAGGCUCGCGGGCACAUUCUUCUUCUCCUCAGCACAUCCCAAGCGAAACUCAUUCGACUAUGUGUUUCCAACUCUUGCGUAUCAGCUCGCCAUUCAGCACCCUCGCGCACAGGAAGCCAUCACCAAAGCCAUCGCUAAUGACCCCGCACUCCUCCUCGCGGAGAAGUCACGUCAGGACCAGCUAGAAAAGCUACUUGUCCCUCCCCUCAGACAGAUCCGUCGGAUAUGGGCUUCCAAGACUGGUGCUACUCUCAUCUUGGAUGGACUGAACGCGGCGACCACGGAACAAGUUGGUCCGUUCGUUACGCAGCUCGCUAAACUCGUCCGCGACGCUACACUCCCCAUCGACACCAUCAUCGUCUCCAGCACACUGAAGUCUCAUAUCAAUGUGGAGAUGCAACGGACUAAUCUUCGAGAAGUCGUGAAGAUCGUUCGGAUGGAGGAAUACGACUCGCGCGACGACGUCAGCUUAUUCCUUCAGCAUGCAUUCGACGUGAUGCGCAGCAGCCACAGAAUGUCUGCUUCGUGUCCCGGCGAACGCGAUCUCUCGGCCCUCGUAGAACUCACCAACGGCAACUUCGUCUCUGCGACAGCGUUAAUCAAGCUGAUAAACAAAGACCAUCUUCAGGGCCGUCUCGCACUCCUCUUCAGCAUGCUCCGUGGCGAUGUGGCAUACGUUUGGGGAACGAUCGAGCGCCAGAUAUUAAUCAUCGUUGAUCAAGCUGAGGCUUCCACUCGCGGGCUGCAGUACCUCUACGUGAUCCUCGACCUUGUCGAAGAACUAGCAAAUCCGAAGUUACGCAAGAUCGUUGGCGUUGACGUCAUCCCAUAUCUCCGCCCAUUUUCAGCGCUUCAAUCGGUAUCUCCUUCCCUUUCACUCAACCCUGUGCAGAUCUACAGCAUGUCGUUAAAAGAGCUCAUGCGGACGUAUACACCAGCCACACACGAAAAGGUCAAACCCUACGAUAAACGUCGGCACUUGAGUAGUACGUUCUUGGGCUCGAUAAAGUCCAUGCUGAAAAAUUGGCAGAGGCUUCACCAGGGUCUAGUUCUCGCGGACGUAUCUGACGAUGCAGAAACGACAGAAGAUUUCUCGUUCGAAGGAAGUACGAAGCGAGCAAGCAAUAGUGGUAUACGAGAGAAAUCAAGGGCGAGCCAAGCAGUGUCACGUCUGCAGUCAAGAUCCUUCCCAAUUAUAAUCGCGCCUUUUUUCAAAGUAGUCCACUUCCGGAUACAAUAAGCCCUCAUCGGCUAGAAGAGCUGAGCUUGAUGGACCGUAUGCACUCUACAGGCCACCCAGAUAUACCUUCAAGCGAAAUGUUACGCGCAUCAAUAUACGAUACGGAAGAACGAACCAGAGGCGGGACUCAAUACAGCCGACCGUCGAUAUCUACUGAAUUUGUAGGCUACCCAUCCCGUUCUAGCACCCCUUUCAUCCCC